AUGGUAUUAUUUACCCCAAAGAAGCAGAGCAGAAGCACAGAGAAGCAAAUUGGGGGAACAACCGCCGACGAACUGCUUUUUCGGUGGGGACGUCAUGAUGGUCGCAGAGCAGGGGACAGCAACUUUGUUUUACUAGGAGGUGCAUGCAAGAUGGCUAGCGACGGCAGGCUCGCAGCGAAUCACAAUGGUAGAGAGCUGAUGAGGUUGGGAGUGGCAGCAGCAUCAUUAUGUCACGUAUUCGAAUAUGCAGACAAAGCGAUAGGCGAUGAUGAGCGAGGCAUCCUGACGGCGCAACUAGGUAGCAUGUCGUGUGCUCUGGUCGUGGACGGGCAGCACGCCGACAGCGCGCGCAAGUUUGUUCGAGGCAGGCUGUUUGCAAUUUGCAACAACAAUUUGACAGGCACAGCGGGCGCCGUUACUGCUUGCGGCAAAGGCCAACGGUAUUGGAAGCACUUUAGAGAUGUUUUGGCGUAA
This is a messenger RNA of Aureobasidium melanogenum CBS 110374, 474 nucleotides long. RefSeq lists its product as uncharacterized. The record is from RefSeq and is a predicted model, not a curated record. NCBI's taxonomy places the organism in Eukaryota, Fungi, Ascomycota, Dothideomycetes, Dothideales, Saccotheciaceae. The transcript has a single exon. Bases 1 to 474 code for a protein of 157 amino acids.